This is a messenger RNA of Staurois parvus, 305 nucleotides long. The record is from the annotation of a GenBank genome assembly. Lineage: Eukaryota; Metazoa; Chordata; Amphibia; Anura; Ranidae.
AUGGUGAUAUAUCCAAAAAGACAUGGCCCUGAAAUGGUGAUCUAUCCAAAAAGACAUGGGCGUGAAAUGGUGAUCUAUCCAAAAAGACAUGGGCGUGAAAUGGUGAUCUAUCCAAAAAGACAAAUGGGCGUGAAAUGGUGAUCUAUCCAAAAAGACAUGGGCGUGAAAUGGUGAUCUAUCCAAAAAGAUAUGGGCGUGAAAUGGUGGUCUAUCCAAAAGACAUGGGCGUGAAAUGGUGGUAUAUCCAAAAAGACAUGGGCGUGAAAUGGUGGUAUAUCCAAAAAGACAUGGGCGUGAAAUGGUGA